UGUCUUUCCAAAUUGAGAGUGCACAAGGUCGUUGUGUGGAUAGGGUAAUUCAGUUUGGAGGCCAAAUGCUCGUUUCAUGUCACUCAGUCUUCCGGAUCGUGUCAAAAUUUCUUCUAAGAUUCUAGCCGAUUUAUUCGUCUGCUGAAGAAUGAGUUCACAGAAAGGUAACACUCAGCGCACACGCCCUCAGAAAUAUAAGAAUACUAAGGCUUUUAAAAACAACUUGCAUGAUGCGUCUAAAGAAAUCAAACGCCUCAACAAUCUUACGUUCGACUUUUUGUGUCCCAGAUGUACAGAUGUCGUGCAAUGGAAAGUCAAAUACAAAAAGUACCAUCAGUUAGCAAACCCUAGAGUUUGUGUGAAGUGUAACGGGAAAACUGUAAAACAAGCCUACCAUACGAUCUGUACAGAUUGUUCAUUUGCUUUGAAAAUCUGCUCUAAGUGUGGAAAAUCAGAUGGACCGAUUACCUUUGGUGCUACAGAAAAUCAAGAAGAUAUUAACCAAAAAUUCACUGACGCUUUGAAAAAUGUUCGUGAGAGAGAACGCCGUAAGUUAUUUUUUUUAGAUGAAUCAGGACGUUUUUAUUUGAGUGUUGGGUUUUAUAUGUGCUGUUCGUUACUAAACCCUUACAUAAACAGUAGUCUUAAUGAAGCUUUCCAUUUACUUCAUACAAAUAGGAAAAUGAGCUAAAAUAUACCUAUCCCUAUCGUAUUAUAUUCUAGUUACUUUUUAUUUUCUUACCGUCUGCUUCUGGACCAUGAGUUUUGUUAACAGUUAAAGUACAAGUUACGAAAAUUUAUUCUCUGGAACGGUAAACAGUGAUUUGGGUGAUUUUUGCGAACGAUAUUCAAUAUCUUAGCACUAUAUUCCCAAUAGUAUUCAUAUAUUUGAAUCGUACCUUUUAGAGUCACUAGAACCAUUUCCAAACAGCCUGAACGAAACAGCACCCCUCCAACUCUAAUUGAAGCUAUAGAUAGUCUGAAAUAAGGAAGAGCCGCUGGUUCAGAUGGAUUGGCUCCAGAGGUCUUUAAGGAUAGUGGUACAGUUUAGGCGAUUAGGUUGACUAUUUCAGCUAAAAUGUGGGAACUGGAUUUAAUCCCAUCUCACUGGUUGCAAUCACUAAUUUUCUCAAUAUGUAAGAAGGGGUCAAAAUCAUCCUUUGAUAAAUUGAGGGAUUAGCUUGAGCAAUAUAGCAUCCAAAAUACUAGCCUCAAUAAUUACCGGGCGCCUAACAAAGACUCGUAAACUGUAAAUACGAUAAAACCAGGUUGUGGCCGCACCGACCACAUAUACACAGUUAGUCAGGUUUUAGAACACAGGAGUCAGACAAUGAUAGUUUUUCUUGACUUGAAAGCAGCAUUUGACUCUGUAGACCGAGAGGCUCUGUGGCAGUGUCUGUCAUUGAAAGGUGUACUUUAGAAGUACAUAAACUUUGUGAAGGCUCUUUACUCGAAUACUACCAGUCAAGUCAGAGCUUGUGGCGAACUUCCAUCUGAUAUUGCAACCUCGAGUGGUGUCCGACAAGGCUGUCCACUAUCUCCAUUUUUCUUUAACUUCAUCAUAGACCUACUGCUGGAAUUAACGUUCUCGUUGUCUGAAAUUUCAGGAAUUGAUCGCCUUCCAGGGGGUCCACUUAUCGACUUAGAAUACGCAGAUGAUAUAGUCUUGUUUGGUGAAGACACUGGUAAAAUGCAGAAUCUUUUGGUAGCACUGAGUAACAAUGUCUGGAUGUUUGGGAUGUGUAUCUCCUCUUCUAAAUGCCAUUUGUUGCUUCAGGAGUGGACUGCAUCAACACCUGAACUAAGGAUAGGGAGUGAAGUAGUCGAACGCGUCGACAACUUCACUUAUCUUGGAAGUCUGAUCAGUCCAAAUGAGUUGGUGUCUGACGAAAUCUCAGCACGGAUUCAGAAAGCUCGUUUGACUUUUGCCAACUUACGUCACCUAUGGCGAAGACGAGAUAUCUAUCAAUUAAGGGACGAGUAUAUUGUGCGGCAGUUCGCUCUGUUCUGCUUUAUGGCUGCGAAACGUGGCCAUAGAGAAGAGGAGAAGAUACUCGUAAGUUACUAGUAUUUGACCACAGAUGCCUUAGAAAUAUUGCUCACAUCUACUGGGAUCACCGGGUAAGUAAUAGUGAGGUUAGACACAGAGUAUUAGGGAAUGAUGGUGAAUCAGUUGAUGAGAUCAUGAAUCUUCAUCGACUGAGAUGGUUAGGCCACGUGUUACGUAUGCCUGAACACCGAUUACCACGACACGCAAUGCUAUCUAGUGUUGGCAAUGAUUGGAAGAGAAUUAGGGGCGGCCGAACCAAAACGUGGCAUCAGUCCUUGAAGUCACUAACUUCUAGCCUGAGCCAUGUUGGUAGAUGCAGACUACUUGGUUGGGGUACACGCGAUCAUCGUAACCAGUUGUUGGAGACUGAGAAUUUAUCACAAUGGUGUAGGUGUUUACAUUUUUUGUCUUCCCUUGAACCAUGAGAUUAAAACUGCUUCAUACCUUUCUUUCUAUGAACUAAUUCUUUCUAUCCUUACAUGCAAUCUUUUUUUUAUAUAUUACAACCAUUGAAGUAACUGCUUUUAUGAAUUUGGUGUUCAUCUUUUUGUGCUAAUGAGGUAUGGAAACUUUGACCGAUGCAUAUACGUGUGUGGUCCUACGUUGUAGAUGACUGACUCUAACAAAUACAUCUGCAACCUUUUGGAAAUUCCCGGAUUAAAACUUCAUCAUGGACCUGACGAUAAUUACUGGGUUUCGUCACUGACGUCAUGAUUUAUUACCUGCGACAGAGUGGGUAUUCAAAGUAACCGAAGUAACUUAAAUUAUCUCACACUAUUAUGUAUAGAUUAUAACAACAAUCAUUGCAGUCUAUACUUUCUAUCUCAAGUAUUUUAAUUUGCCUGAAGAUAUCCAACCAAUAAAUCAGAUCCACUACUUUUAAAGGACAGAUAAUCCUAAUUUUAGAUAGAUGUAUCUGCCCCUAACCAAACAUGUCACAAAUUUAAUCUAAUGAUUGUUAAAAUGGUUAUCCGUCUGAUAGCUAUUCUUUAUUAGUUUCAGUACUUUCAACAUAAUUUGGAGUAAUUUAUAUUUUCGAAACAUAUGAACCUUCUGUAGGUGCUCUUCUCCGUUUGACCCAGUCCAAUAAAAAAACAGUUGAAUCAGGUAAUAUCGACCCUAAUGAAGAAUUUCAUCCAGACAGUCUGGAUAAACUAAUUGUGAAUGAGCUAUCGGAUAUCAAAUUUGAUAGGAACAAAUAUGAAUCAAAUGACUAUAAAUCCAGUUAGCGGGAUUGUAUUAAAAUGUAUUUGUUGUAAAUGUCAUAUAUCAAAGUAUUUUUAAACU
Molecule: messenger RNA, 3337 nt
Organism: Schistosoma rodhaini
Lineage: Eukaryota; Metazoa; Platyhelminthes; Trematoda; Strigeidida; Schistosomatidae
Source: the annotation of a GenBank genome assembly